Acanthochromis polyacanthus (spiny chromis) is the source of this 2145-nucleotide messenger RNA. RefSeq names its product E3 ubiquitin-protein ligase RNF14-like. Gene Ontology annotation, molecular function: ubiquitin protein ligase activity; ubiquitin conjugating enzyme binding; zinc ion binding. The record is from RefSeq and is a predicted model, not a curated record. Gene Ontology annotation, biological process: positive regulation of proteasomal ubiquitin-dependent protein catabolic process; protein polyubiquitination; ubiquitin-dependent protein catabolic process. The coding region runs from base 339 to 1901 and encodes 520 amino acids. The transcript has 7 exons. Gene Ontology annotation, cellular component: ubiquitin ligase complex; cytoplasm. Lineage: Eukaryota; Metazoa; Chordata; Actinopteri; Pomacentridae.
CAGAUCUCCACAACAACAUAAUAAUCUGGACUAUUAUUAGAUUAUUGUAAAUAAAGACUUGUCGGUCGUUUAAUGACCUGCCUGGUAGGGUGAGUUUACAGUCCAUGAGUUUAUUGCACGUUGUUUCCUGGCAUUGCACUGAGGUGAGUCAGAGGAGGGACGGACACGGAUCAGGAACACACUGGAGUCACAGCGAGGACUAACAGCUACUUUAUAUUUUAUAUUUCUACUGCUUCUGUCCAAACGUCGACUACAGCAGGAAUCUAAGUAUUUAAAAGGACAUUCAAACGAGCAGCUUCACCAACAGCCGAAGGUGAAAAGUGUCCAGGGGCUGGAGAAUGAACACGGAUCUGGAGGAGCAGGAAGACGAACUGCUCGCUCUGCAGAGUAUUUUUGAUUCGGACGAGUUCGUCCGAGAUGAGUCGAAGUCUGCCGGAGAAAUCCGAGUGUCUGUUGAGCUUCCUGCAGACUUCAAUGUGGUUCUGAAAGAAGGUGAUUCUCUGAGGCAGUAUGAGAUUUCAUUCCUCCCACCUCUGCUUCUGACCUUUGACCUCCCCCAGGACUACCCGUCCUCCUCCCCUCCCUCCUUCACCCUCACCUGCAGCUGGCUGACUCACCCACAGCUCCAUGCAUUGGGUGUUCAGCUCACUGAUCUGUACCUGGCCACUGGGGGCGCUGUGGUGCUCUUUUCCUGGGUGCAGUUUCUCAGAGAAGAUGCCCUGAAGUUUCUGGACAUCCACAGUCUGCUGGAGCUUCCCUCAGAUGAACACAACACUCAGCUCUGUGACCAGGACAAAGACAAUGCUACACUCUCAGAACCAAAUAAUAAUGAACACACUCCAGCGUCUGAACCCACAGAUGAGCAACACUGUGAUGUGUCAGAUCCAUGUGAACCACACCUCCUUGGACCAUCCUGGCAAGUUCAGGAGAAUCCUUCAGCCUCAGAUGGGAGCAGCACAGACUCUCAGGGAGUUUUGACUUUAGACUCUCAUCACCAGACUCAGACCAGAGAUUCUUCUCCAAACAAACACCAAACCUCUGAUCUCUCUAUAACUCCAUCACAAGCUCUCAUGUCUCAGAUUUUGAUCUACAAUGCAUCUCAGAAACAGAAAUUGUUUACCACCACCUUGUUUGACUGUGGUGUUUGUUUCAUGAGCUGGCUGGGUUCAGAGUGUGUGCAGCUCUUCCAAUGUGGCCACAUCUUCUGCAAGGCAUGUCUGGGCGAGUUCUGUAAGGUCCAGAUAAAAGAGGGGAACGUCCGAGGCGUCACCUGUCCUCAGGCAGACUGUGGUGGCACCCCUACACCUGCACAGGUGAGGAGUCUGGUAGGAGAGGAGCUGUUCAGCCGCUAUGAUCGCCUCCUGCUCCAGUCAACUCUGGACCACAUGGCUGAUGUGACGUACUGUCCUCGGAAUUCCUGUGGUUCGGCUGUCAUUGUGGACAAAUCCAGCACUGCAGCAAUGUGCUCCGUGUGCAGCUUUGCCUUCUGUGUCAAAUGCAGAAAGACCUACCAUGGAGCACAGGACUGUCAUACAAUGAAGACAGAAAAGGAAGAAAUAAUACCACAGCAAGGCUACGCCAGCCUGCCAAAAUCUAAAGAGGGGUUGAAGAUUGUUUGGGAUGACUAUUCCAACGGCAGCAAGGAGAGGAAGCGCCUCCUGGAGGGAAGAUACGGCCGUGACAUCAUGCGGGGAACUGUGGACAUAUGGUUGAGUGACAACUGGAUAACCGACAAUUGCAAGCACUGUCCUCACUGCUUCUGUAAAAUACAGAAGAUCAGUGGAUGUAACGUGAUGACAUGCACGCGGUGUGACCAACAGUUCUGCUGGUCCUGCCUCACCAGACCGAAAGACUGGAAGAGCCAUUUUCAGAACAGUGAUUGUAUUCAGUUUCCCAUGUGACUUCAUCACCGGAUGGACAUAAAGACUGAUUUGUGAAAACAAGCAUUAUUGAAAGGUCUUUGAAUCAAGAUUCAAGAUUCCUUAUUUGCCAUUUGUGCACAAAUAGACAGUCUUGGCACAUAGGAAUUCUUGUGCAGGGAUCUCUUGGAUUUGAGUAAAAAAAAAACUCAAUGAGAAUAAAAAGUACAAAAAAUUCCAAAACAAAACACUCUACACGAGCAAUAAAAACUAAAAUACAAAAACA